CAUACUUAUUUUCUUCUUUGUUUUUUUUUCUCUCUCUCUUGAUAACUGAAGUUGUUUGGUUCAUUCAUUAUGCUAUCAAAGGAAACUGCUAAUGUGUGGAACAGACUCAAAUCACGAUUUGGCACACAGUUUGACGGUAGUAAAAUAGACAGAGGGUGUGGAGUGAAAAUAGAAUCCAAUGCAGCAGAUGGCUCUCCCUUCAAUUCUGUGCCGAAGCAGCAGUGGAGACUAAUGGGGAUUACAGUGAUCAGCGUUAUUCUUUUUCUGUUCAGGCACGGCUUUGUGGAAGGAACGUGUUCUACUGAGAGCGGGAUGACAUGUGACGACUGCUUGCAGCUUGGACCACAUUGCGCGUGGUGUUCUCAAGAGAAUUUCACAGACUCGUUAUCUAACAGUAAAAGGUGUGACAAUCUAACCAAUCUUCUGAUGGAAGGAUGUCCAGAGGAUUUCAUUGAAUUUCCCGUCACCAAGGUUGUGAUUCAGAAAAAAAAAUCUUUGGGAGGUGGAAGAAGCCAGAAAAACAACAGGGAUGUUACCCAAAUAGCGCCUCAAAAAAUGACUCUAAAACUACGACCAGCUACUGAGGUCACAUUCCAAGUUGAUGUCCAGCAAGCUGAAGAUUACCCUGUUGAUGUCUACUACCUGAUGGACCUGUCAGCAUCUAUGGUUGACGACCUUGAAAUGAUUAAGGAGCUGGGUACUACACUCUCCAAGGAAAUGGCAAAGCUUACCAGCAAGUUCCACCUAGGAUUUGGAUCAUUUGUUGAGAAACCAGUCUUACCGUUUAUAAGAAAAACUCCAGAAGAAUUAAAGAACCCAUGCAAGGGCGUUGACCAAUUUUGCUUGCCAACUUUUGGAUACAAACAUGUUCUUCCUCUGACUGAUAGUGCUGAGAGAUUCAAUGAAAUCAUUAAAGAUCAACAAGUUUCAGCUAAUAUUGACAUUCCAGAAUGUGGAUUUGAUGCUGUCAUGCAAGCAGCUGUCUGUGGGGAUAAGAUUGGCUGGAGGAAUGAUUCAAUGCAUCUCUUGGUGUUUGUAAGUGAUGCUGACUCCCACUUUGGAAUGGAUAGCAAAAUGGCAGGAAUAGUCAUUCCUAAUGAUGGACAAUGCCAUCUGGACAGCAACAACGAAUAUUCCAAAUCAACAGUCUUGGAGUAUCCAACACUUGGACAACUAAUAGAUAAGCUUGUAGAAAAUAAUAUUCUUCUCAUUUUCGCUGUGACUGAGGAUCAGAGAAACAACUAUGAGAAUUAUGCUAAGCUGAUCCCCGGAGCCACAGUUGGAGUACUUCAGUCUGACUCCAGAAACAUUCUGCAACUGAUCAUGACUGCAUACAAAGAAUUGCGCUCAGAAAUAGAGCUGGAAGUAGAAGGUGACACUGAAGACCUACAAAUUUCCUUUACUGCGAUUUGUCAUGACGGCACAGUUCGUCCAGGACAGAAAAAAUGUUCUCAUCUUCAGGUCGGAGACACGGUUUCAUUCAAUGUUACAGUGGAAUUAGCAGAUUGCCUGAAGAAGCCCAAGCACUUUACAAUUAAACCGGUGGGAUUCCAAGAUGUGCUGGAGGUUGAGAUCGAAGCGAUGUGUAGCUGUGUCUGUCACCAUGAAGCAGAGUUGAACAGCUCCCGGUGCAGUGCAGGGAAGGGCACUUUCCACUGUGGCAUGUGUGUGUGCAACCCCGGCCACAUGGGCCCACACUGUGAAUGCACUGAAGAUAACAUACAAACUAGCCACUGCAAAGAACAUCUGGAGGGGGAAUCAUGCAAUGGGCAAGGAGAGUGCUACUGUGGACAGUGUGUUUGCCACCCUUCCAGUUUUGGACGCAUUUACGGCGCAUACUGUGAGUGUGAUGACUUUUCCUGUGUGAGGUACAGAGGGCUUCUUUGUGGAGGUCAUGGGAAUUGUGACUGUGGGGAAUGUGUGUGUCACAAUGGCUGGAUUGGUGAAUACUGUAACUGUACCACAAGUACAGAGUCCUGUGUUUCUGAUGAUGGCGUACUCUGUAAUGGAAGGGGAGAGUGUGUUUGUGGUAAAUGUGUUUGCACGAACCCCGGAGCCUCGGGCAGUAAUUGUGAGCGAUGCCCCACCUGUGGAGAUGCCUGCAGUUCCAAAAGAAGUUGUGUUGAGUGCCACCUAUAUGCAAAAGACCAGUCACCAGAAGAAUGCUAUGAAAAAUGUAAAGACGCCCAUACCACAGUCAUUCAUAGAGAAGAUUUUAAAGACAACAGAUCAAUUCCAUGCACCUUACAAAGUGAUAAUGAAUGCAUUAUUUCAUUCCACAUGUCAGCUGAUGAGUACAGACUGACUUAUGUUUACAACCUUAAACAAGCAGACUGUCCUAAACCUCCAAAUAUCCCUUUGAUAAUUUGGGGUGUUUCCAUGUCUGUUCUUACCAUCGGGAUCAUCCUGCUCAUCAUUUGGAAACUAUUUGUGUCCGUUCAUGACCGCAAAGAAGUGGCUAAAUUUGAAGCUGAACGAGCAAAUGCUAAAUGGCAAACGGGAACAAAUCCACUAUUCAGGAGUUCUACUACUACAUUUAAAAAUGUGACAUACAGAAAUACCGGAAAACAAAAAGGGGACAUUUCUUCAGAGCACUACUGACAGAUUGCACACAGUACUGUACACUAGGAAAUGUAAAACAAAACGGCAGAGUGCACUGGUUUUGAAUGUUUUACUACCUGUUCUGAUAUUUGUAUAUGGUGGCGUUGAAUGAUGUAAUGAUACUAGAGAUGUUGCUGUACACUGGAAAUAUAUAAUUGAUCCUGUUAUUUCAAACCAAUAAACUUUCGUAUACCUUUCAGGGCAUUUUAUGUUAAAGAGGAGAAAAAGCAGUUGUGUUUAAACUCUAUUUUAAAUUGAAUGCACUUCAAUUUUCUGCUUUGAAAUAACCCUAUCAUUUUUGUUUGUUUAUUUUUACUACUGAUACAAACCUUAAGACUGAAAACUGGAUGAGAAAGUCAUUCUAAUGACUGUAUAUGAAAACGUAUUAGGCUUAAAUUCAUAUAAGCACCAUUGUGUGGACACAAUUUUAGCAUUAGUUCUCUAAAAUAAUUAUGGGUGUUAAAUUGAAAGAAAAUAUUGUAAAUAUGUGUUUUGUUAAGGCUGUGCCUUGAUUGUGUUGAAAUUGCUUGUUGUAAACUGUAAAUUGUUAUUGACAUGUUUUGGUUUAUUUAGAAAUUUAAAAUGUCUUAAUAAAGACAGUUGUUUUUUAA
Polyodon spathula (Mississippi paddlefish) is the source of this 3212-nucleotide messenger RNA. Its product is annotated as integrin beta-6-like. The transcript has 17 exons. Gene Ontology annotation, cellular component: focal adhesion; cell surface; integrin alphav-beta6 complex. Gene Ontology annotation, biological process: cell adhesion mediated by integrin; integrin-mediated signaling pathway; cell-matrix adhesion. Gene Ontology annotation, molecular function: integrin binding. NCBI's taxonomy places the organism in Eukaryota, Metazoa, Chordata, Actinopteri, Acipenseriformes, Polyodontidae. The record is from RefSeq and is a predicted model, not a curated record. Bases 70 to 2601 code for a protein of 843 amino acids.